AUGGCGAAUUAUAUUAGAAUUAAAUACCUACGUUUGUGGGAGAAAAUCGUUAUUCCGGUAGUUUUUAUACUAGUUUUAGGACUUAUGUUUGGUAUAGGCUUUGGGUGUCAAGAUAGUCAUAAACAAUCCUUUGUGAUUCUCAAAAACCUUGACACGGAAGGUAUCCAUUACACCAAUGACCUUCCGACAUUUACAGCUGUUGACAAGAAACUGCGAAUUGACCUUCACUUUUCGACUGCCGAGACUGGAAAGACUGCUUUUUUUACCAACUUUAACAUUGUCCUCUAUCGUCAAGGCAAAGACAUUGGACACACCAACAGCACUGUAAUCGUAGAGUGUCAAGACAUGGUAUGUAAUGAUGCGACAAUAGUGAAAGAAGAUGUUAUAUUAGGCCGCGGUCAAAGUAUAGAUCUUACUAUUCCGCCAGUUGUUGGGUUACAAUUAGACACAAUAAAAGUGAUUACAAAUGGUGUAGCGUCGUCAUAUUUACAAAUGACAAUCAUUGCAGUCAACUUUUUACUCAACUUUGUUCUUGGUAUUCUCUUACUUGUGUAUUUAAUGAAAAAGGGACUACUUGCCACAUUCCCCAUCGAAGCUAAAUUAUUCAUUUUGGGAAUUGUGUGUUAUGGAGCGCCUUUAGACAUCUUUUCGUAUAUUGUGGAGACGUGGGUCUUCCCCAUUUUUCAUGGUGUUUUCUUUGUUUUAUUUAUAGCGACGACCGUGUUUUAUAUCAUCAAAAAUAAUAAAACAAUUCAUGAAGGAAAGAUCCCAAUUAUGAAAGGGAUGUUUGAUUAUAUCAUUAUAGGCGGUAUCUCACUCUUCUUUUUAAUAGUAUUUAUACCAGAAAUGCUAACUUAUAUUAUUUACGAGUGGACCCAUCCCGUGUCAGUGGACGACACUUCUAUUCGUGGAGUGUAUAUCACUUUCUGUGUUAUCACUGCUGUUUGUUCAUUCAUUUUGUUGAGUGUAGUUGCACUAAAUAGUGUUUUAACAGCAUUUUUCGCUAAAACACAAGGAAAUUUGAUUCCUUAUUUAGUCGAACAAGGUAUUUUAUUAUUCAUUUUGUUCUACGCAUUUUUGGAAAUUGGAGUCUACCCACAGAGUUUCUUAAUCAAUGGGAUUAUGGUCAAUUCAUUCUUUAAUAUUCCUAUGCAAUUCUUCUUCAUUUUAUACUUCUUCUUGUUCACCCCAACAGACGAGUCAUUUGAGGAAGAACACUACCAUACCUUGCUCUAA
Messenger RNA from Entamoeba invadens IP1, 1236 nucleotides. RefSeq lists its product as hypothetical. Lineage: Eukaryota; Evosea; Mastigamoebida; Endamoebidae. The coding region runs from base 1 to 1236 and encodes 411 amino acids. The record is from RefSeq and is a predicted model, not a curated record. The transcript is spliced from 2 exons.